GCAUUGGAAGUGCCGCCCCCCGCUCGGGUGCUGAGUCACGGCGGCCCGGCCGGCGCCCGGCGGGCAGCGCACGGAAGCCCCGCCCCGUCCCCCCUCCCCGUGGGGGCGGCGGUAUAAAAGGGGCGGAGCGGGGCGGGAGCGCUCAGAGCGCGUCGGCGAGGCUGAGCGGAGCGGGUUCCUGCGUCAACAGUGCUUGGACGGAACCGGCCGCGCUCGGACCCGCCGCCUCCCCCCACCGCCACCGCAGCAGCCGUCGUAUCCAUCGCAUCGAUCUCUCUCUAUCUCGGCAGCGCCAUGGCUACGCCUCCUUCCCAGGUGCGCCAGAACUACCACCAGGACUGCGAAGCCGCCAUCAACCGGCAGAUCAACCUGGAGCUGUACGCCUCCUACGUGUACCUCAGCAUGUCCUACUACUUCGACCGGGAUGAUGUGGCUCUGAAAAACUUUGCCAAGUACUUCCUGCACCAGUCCCAUGAGGAGCGUGAACAUGCUGAGAAGCUGAUGAAGCUGCAAAAUCAGAGAGGUGGGCGCAUCUUCUUGCAGGACAUCAAGAAACCAGAUCGUGAUGACUGGGAGAAUGGAUUGACUGCAAUGGAGUGUGCCCUGCACCUGGAGAAGAACGUGAACCAGUCGCUGUUAGAACUGCACAAACUGGCAACUGAAAAGAAUGACCCACAUUUGUGUGACUUCAUUGAGACUCACUACCUGGAUGAGCAGGUGAAAGCCAUCAAGCAGCUGGGUGACCAUGUGACCAACCUGCGGAAGAUGGGGGCACCCAAGUAUGGCAUGGCAGAGUACCUGUUUGACAAGCACACCCUUGGGGAAUGUGACAACAGCUGAAGGCUUGACAAGAACCACCCUGUGGGUUUCAGGGGACUUCUACUUUACUGGUCCAGCAAUGCAUGCGUCUUCAGCUUUCUAGAUUAAACAGUUCUUAUACUCUGUACCAAAUAUCAGCUAUCUUUUCUUUUGUGUUUUGUGUACUGCCCUCCAUCCAAUAAAGUGACUUGGUUCAAGGUA
Molecule: messenger RNA, 1020 nt
Organism: Coturnix japonica (Japanese quail)
Lineage: Eukaryota; Metazoa; Chordata; Aves; Galliformes; Phasianidae
Gene: FTH1
Product: ferritin heavy chain 1
Biological process (GO): intracellular iron ion homeostasis; iron ion transport
Cellular component (GO): cytoplasm
Molecular function (GO): ferrous iron binding; ferric iron binding
Source: RefSeq, a predicted model, not a curated record